Messenger RNA from Pecten maximus, 1074 nucleotides. Its product is annotated as formin-2-like. NCBI's taxonomy places the organism in Eukaryota, Metazoa, Mollusca, Bivalvia, Pectinida, Pectinidae. The coding region runs from base 1 to 1074 and encodes 357 amino acids. The record is from RefSeq and is a predicted model, not a curated record. The transcript is spliced from 2 exons.
AUGGCAACCGUCAAUUGUCAGUCAUCCAAGAAAAACAGGGGUCAGAAAUGUCAGCAGAGAAUUGCUCUGAUUGUAACUGAGGUGCCCCUAGGGAAAAAGUCUGUAGAUUUAGUGUCUGCAAGUAAACGGCUGGACCUGCCUGCUGCUCUGUUAAGCUGCCACCUAAGUACCAACACUCCAGGCCCUAAACCACUCCUAGGUACCAACUAUCCAGGCCCUAAACCUCUCCUAGGUACCAACACUCCAGGCCCUAAACCACUCCUAGGUAUCAACACUCCAGGCCCUAAACCACUCCUAGGUAUCAACACUCCAGGCCCUAAACCACUCCUAGGUACCAACACUCCAGGCCCUAAACCACUCCUAGGUAUCAACACUCCAGGCCCUAAACCACUCCUAGGUAUCAACACUCCAGGCCCUAAACCACUCCUAGGUACCAACACUCCAGGCCCUAAACCACUCCUAGGUAUCAACACUCCAGGCCCUAAACCACUCCUAGGUAUCAACACUCCAGGCCCUAAACCACUCCUAGGUAUCAACACUCCAGGCCCUAAACCACUCCUAGGUAUCAACACUCCAGGCCCUAAACCACUCCUAGGUAUCAACACUCCAGGCCCUAAACCACUCCUAGGUAUCAACACUCCAGGCCCUAAACCACUCCUAGGUAUCAACACUCCAGGCCCUAAACCACUCCUAUGUACCAACACUACAGGCCCUAAACCACUCUUUGGUAUCAACACUACAGGCCAUAAACCACUCCGAGUUAUCAACUCUCCAGGCCCUAAACCACUCCUAGGUAUCAACACUCCAGGCCCUAAACCACUCCUAGGUAUCAACACUCCAGGCCCUAAACCACUCCUAGGUAACAACACCCCAGACUCUAAACCACUCCUAGGUAUCAACACUCCAGGCCCUAAACCACGCCUAGGUAUCAACACUCCAGGCCCUAAACCACUCCUAGGUAACAACUCUCCAGGCCCUAAACCACUCCUAGGUAUCAACACUCCAGGCCCUAAACCACGCCUAGGUAUCAACACUCCAGACCCUAAGUCAUCACUGAGAUCCCAAGAAGAAUGA